Acanthisitta chloris (rifleman) is the source of this 1800-nucleotide messenger RNA. It is a transcript of the gene GATAD2A, whose product is annotated as GATA zinc finger domain containing 2A. Gene Ontology annotation, cellular component: NuRD complex. Lineage: Eukaryota; Metazoa; Chordata; Aves; Passeriformes; Acanthisittidae. Gene Ontology annotation, biological process: negative regulation of transcription by RNA polymerase II. The transcript has 10 exons. The record is from RefSeq and is a predicted model, not a curated record. The coding region runs from base 1 to 1800 and encodes 599 amino acids. Gene Ontology annotation, molecular function: sequence-specific DNA binding.
AUGACAGAGGAGGCAUGCAGGACUCGGAGUCAGAAACGAGCCUUGGAGCGUGACGUGACGCCCAACGAUGUGGACAGUAAGAAGAUCAAGAUGGAGAAAGGACUCUUAGGCACAGAUCUCAACGCUGAAGGAGACAUGAAAAUCAAAGCAGAUCCUGGAGCUGGGAAAGUACAAGGGUUGUUAAAGAGUGGAGAGGUGAAGGCAACCAUUAAAGUGGAGGUUCAGACUGGGGAUGAGCCUGUGGACAUGAGCACCUCAAAAAGUGAGAUCAAGAGGGAGAAGAGGGUUCCCUCCCCAGAUGUCAUCGUGCUGUCGGACAACGAGCCCUCGAGCCCUCGCAUGAACGGCUUAACCAAACUGGCCCUGAAGGAGACCAACACUGAGGCUCUCAUGAAGAGCAGCCCAGAGGAGCGGGAGAGGAUGAUCAAACAGCUCAAGGAGGAGUUACGGUUAGAGGAAGCAAAACUUGUGCUAUUGAAAAAGCUACGACAGAGUCAAAUCCAGAAGGAGACCACAACUCAAAAGCCUGCAGGUUCCUCUGGGAGUGCUGUGGCCACGCCGCCGCCCUUGGUGCGCGGCGCGCAGAGCGUUCCUGCUGCCAAGGCGUCCCUGCAGACCUCCUCCACACGGAUCCCUGGCACUGUGAUCCCUCCUCCCCUGGUCCGGGGGGGCCAACAAGCUUCUUCCAAGCUGGGAACUCAGCAGAACACUCAGAUUGUGAUGCCUCCCCUGGUCCGAGGGGCUCAGCAAAUCCACACGAUCCGGCAGCAUUCCAGCACGGGACCUCCUCCUCUGCUGCUGGCGCCGCGUGCCACCGUGCCCAGCGUACAGAUCCAGGGCCAGAGGAUCAUCCAGCAGGGUCUCAUCCGCGUGGCCAACGUGCCCAGCACCAGUUUGCUUGUCAACAUCCCCCAGGCUUCCCCCACCUCGAUGAAGGGUGCCCCAGUGGGCUCAGGCCAGGCUGGUGCCUCGGGGGGCACUGCAGCCCUGGGCAGCUCUGGGGAGUCUCCUGCCAGCAGACAGGCAGCAGCCAAACUGGCCCUCAGGAAACAACUGGAGAAGACCCUGCUGGAGAUCCCUCCUCCCAAACCUCCUGCCCCAGAGAUGAACUUCCUGCCCAGUGCGGCCAAUAACGAAUUUAUUUACUUAGUUGGCUUGGAAGAAGUUGUGCAGAAUCUGCUGGAGACUCAAGCCUUUGUGUCCCCAGGUAAGGUGUCAGUGGCCAUGUCCUCCCGGGAGCCAUACAUGUGUGCCCAGUGCAAGACUGACUUCACCUGCCGCUGGAGGGAGGAGAAGAAUGGCACUAUAAUGUGUGAGACCUGCAUGACCUCCAACCAGAAGAAGGCCCUGAAGGCUGAGCACACCAACAGGCUCAAGGCUGCCUUCGUCAAGGCCCUGCAGCAGGAGCAGGAGAUCGAGCAGAGGAUCCUGCAGCAAACAGCCUCCCCUGGGCAGACCAAGGCAGAGCCCAUCGUGCAGCACCACUCACUCAAACAGAGCUCCAGCCAGCUGUCCCGGGGCUCGGGGACGCCGCGGGGAGUGCUCCAUGCCUUCGGCCAAGCCGCCAAGCUGACGAGCGCCGCGCUGGGCUCCAGGCCCGGCAAGCACAGCGACAGGGCUGGCUCCAAGGGCUCUGCUGCUGCCUGGAAGAAGAAUCCCAUCAACACAGGUGGAGCUCUGCCCUUCGUCAGCCCCAGCCUCGCUGUGCACAAGUCGUCGUCGGCCGUGGAUCGCCAGCGCGAGUACCUGCUGGACAUGAUCCCUCCCCGCUCCAUCCCACAGUCUGCCACGUGGAAAUAA